UACAAACAUACUACAGUCUUUGGUUGUCUGUGGUGCAAAAUUGUUUGUGAAGUGUUUGGUUUUUUGUAAGAAAUCAGUAUUUCAAAAGUUUAAUUACUUAACGUAUAUGUAAAAAUGGUGAAUAUAUAUACUUUUGUUACAGUAGCAGGAAUUUUAAUUACCCAAGCGUCUUGUUGGUCUCCGUUUAACCUUUACUGCUACCGAUGUGUAUCUACCCAUCCUGGAUGUGGAACGCCGUUUAAUUGGCUUUGGUAUUGGGGUGAGGUCUGCCCAGAAGUUGAUGACAAAUGUGUUAAGAUUACUGAAAGGAAGGGAGCUGAAACCAUAAUAACUCGUGAAUGUUUGAGUUCAUUGAGAAGUGUACGUACUGACAUCCCAGCCGAUCACUAUGAGGGAUGCAGACCUGCUGCUAAGGAUGUGCGUCUUGCUCAUUAUGUCAAUAACUCUAUUAAAGAGUUGGAUAUAAAAAGGGAUCACUACGAUGAGACAACUUGGUGUUUCUGCUACUUUGACAAUAGAUGUAAUGGGGCGCCAUCUAAUGUUGUGUCAGUCUCACUUCUUGGAAUUAUUCUAUAUACAUUAAGACUUCUCUGACAUGUACAACUCUUCAAGGCAUUCCAGAAGUGCUCCAGAAUCUCCUUUAUUUUGAAAUAAUACAAAUGUGUAUCAAGAGGACUUAUUUUUUAUGCAGAGUGAAUAUUUCACUCUAGGUGAUUUUUAUUUUUUCCUCGUUCUAUUCAUAACCACUUGAUGCAUUUGAUCCCACUUGUAAUUUUUUCAUACUCUGUGCCUUAAAGGUAGUUUUAAUGUCAAUGAUCGUCUCAAUUAGGAGAAUCUGUACCUAGUUUAGAGAAUUAUGAAUAGACUGUUAUUUAUGCAUGGGGUAUCUAAUUGGCAAAUUUUAUUUCAGACAGGUUUCAUAACCAGAAUAUUUCUGUAAAUCAUAUGCUUGAAGUUGAAAACUGAUUGAUGAAUUUCUAAAUUUUCCCAAAUAUUUGAUAGUUAUAUGUUCUGAUCAUGUUGAUUACAUAUUAUAUGCAGCAUACAUAAAAGGUGAUUUGGUAAGAUCAGUGAUAUCACAGAUCCUAACUGUCAUUUUUCACUCAAGAUGCUCAGAAUAAUUUACUGUUACGAGUACAUUCUAAGUUUGAAUGUGGAUGAUUUUGUCUUUGAGUGUUUCAUUCCUCAUAGUCACUAUAAUUGAAUGGAUUUUCUGUUUCUAGUCUUGGAACUGAUUCCUUUCUAGAAAAAUAAAAAUACUUUUAAAAUAUAAAAAUGUGAUACCACAACUGCAGGAAACUAAAAGUUGUGAGUUUCUUUCUGUGAAACAAGUAAAUAGUUCACUGAGGUGCAGGUGUGUGUAUUUCAGAUAAUACCAGUUCAUUCAUUAAUGGAAUCCUCAAGUGAAACAAAAACUGAAAUUCAUAAAAUGCUCAGUUUUGAAUGAAAAUGGGCUUAAAAUGUGUAAAAUCAAGCCAGUUGUAAUAUAAAUCAAAGAAUAUGUCCCCAAAAGUAUUUAUCUGUUGACAACUGGUACAUCCGUCCAUAUAGUAUUGUACAGAUAGUAUUGAACCAUGUUUUGUUUAAGAGGAAGGUUGGAGGCAUUUAUACUUUUAUAGACCAUUAACCAAAAUAAAUAAUAAUAUUGAAUCUCAUGUUGAAAUAUUUUUGUGUUGCAUUUUAUACAUUAGAAGUGUCCAGUCUUUUUUGAACUACUUCUAUGAAUGUACAUAAUUGAAGAAACAAUAAUUUAAUAUGGUUUACAUACAAAGAAAUAGUAAUACCAUUUUCCUUGAUAAUAAGAAUUUUUAUUUGUCACAAGUGAAAUUGUCUGGCAGUAAAUAUAUGGCUGAAAUUAAGAACAGCAUGUCUUCUGCAGAGAUGGUAAAAUAUAGUGCCAACAGGAACUGAUAUUCCUGUGUUAUGCAUGAGCAGUAGUUGUAUGUUCCAUUAUAUCAAAUAUUUCCCAUCCAUUUUUGUUAAGAAUGUUUUAUACUACAGAGUGUUGCAGGUUAGAACUUAUACAGCAGAGAUAAAGAUAAAUUAAACUGUAAUGGCAGUCAUGUUAUAUUUUAUUCUGUAUUCAUUUAACUUGAAAAUUUUACAAUAUAAUUUUAUCAA
Molecule: messenger RNA, 2121 nt
Organism: Zootermopsis nevadensis
Lineage: Eukaryota; Metazoa; Arthropoda; Insecta; Blattodea; Termopsidae
Gene: crim
Product: QVR superfamily protein crim
Biological process (GO): sleep; regulation of synaptic transmission, cholinergic; positive regulation of voltage-gated potassium channel activity
Source: RefSeq, a predicted model, not a curated record